This is a messenger RNA of Chlamydomonas reinhardtii, 2346 nucleotides long. RefSeq lists its product as uncharacterized. Gene Ontology annotation, molecular function: peptidase activity. Bases 263 to 1741 code for a protein of 492 amino acids. Gene Ontology annotation, biological process: proteolysis. The transcript is spliced from 13 exons. NCBI's taxonomy places the organism in Eukaryota, Viridiplantae, Chlorophyta, Chlorophyceae, Chlamydomonadales, Chlamydomonadaceae. The record is from RefSeq and is a predicted model, not a curated record.
GUACUCUGAUAUUUAAUUCAACUGCCUUGCCAAGGCUGAGAAAGCUCCUCCUGCAUGUUGGCACUGCAUUGAACAAGUGACAGGUUAACAUCGUUUUCUGUGACGAGACUAUGCACCUAGCCUAGAUCUGGGUCGAAAUCUCAUGCUAUUCGGAGGUCGCAACGUCUUUGCACGCGGAGCGAAACAGGGGACGUCGCCGUGCCUGCGAUCGCUAACACCGUCGCUCUGUCACUAUUUGGCGACGCGCCGGUGGAGAAGCAUCAUGGACGGUGCACCAGGGAGUAAGCGACAGCGUACCGAUGGCACGCUGGCCAGGGCUUCGGCGCGGGAGGUCCCCGGCACCCUGCCCGGCACGGUGGCGGUGGAGGUGGCCGGGGUGCUGCCCCGUCACGAGGUGGGCCAGACCUUCCUGGUGCCGGGCCUGGUCAUCCGGGAGCACUUCUUCACAGUGCCCCUGGACUACAACGGCUCGGAGGCCACAGCCGGCAAGACGAUCACCAUCUUUGCACGUGAGGUCAUGGCGCCCGCACGCAACGAGAGCCUGCCCUGGCUGGUCUACCUUCAAGGCGGCCCCGGCUUCGAGGCUCCCCGCAUGAGCGAGGUGAGCAUCUGGGUGCGCCCCGCCAUUAGCAGCCACCGCCUGCUGCUGCUGGACCAGCGCGGCACCGGCCGGUCCACGCCCAUCACCACCACCAACCUGCCUCUGCGGGGCGGGCCGGAGGAGCAGGCCGAGUACCUGAGCUACUUCAGGGCUGACAGCAUCAUCAAGGACUGCGAGGUGGUGCGGCGGCUGCUGGUACCGCCCACCUCUUUCGGCGGAAGGUGGAGUGUGCUGGGCCAGUCGUUCGGCGGCUUCUGCGCAACCACCUACCUCAGCCAGGCGCCGGCGGGCCUGAUGGAGGUGCUGAUCACAGGCGGCCUGCCUCCAGGCAUCAGCCUGCCUUGCUCCGCCGAGACCGUGUACACGGCGCUGCACAAGCGAGUCAUCGCCGCCAAUCACAAGUACUACGACAGGUUUCCCAAUGACGUGGAGCAAAUGCAGCGCAUUGUCAAGUACCUGGCGGAGCAGCCGGGCGGCGGCGCCACGCUGCCGGACGGGACGCUGCUCACGCCGCGCCUGCUGCAGACGUUGGGGCUGAGCGGUCUGGGCUCGGGCGGCGGCUUCGAGCGGCUGCACUACCUGCUGGAUGGCUUCUUCGACGCGGAGGGACACAUGACGCCCGCAUUCGCCAAGGCAUUUGAUGCCUGGCACUCGUGGGACUCCAAUCCCCUGUAUGCGCUGGUGCAUGAGGCCAUCUACUGCCAGGGCGGCGAGGCGUCCAACUGGGCUGCGGACCGGGUGCGGGCGCAGGAGCCGUUCGCCAGCCAGUUUGAUGCGGUGGCCGCGGCGGAGGAGGGUCGGCGGGUGCUGUUCACCGGCGAGUGCGUGUACCGCUUCAUGUUUGAGGACUUGGCGCCGCUGCGGCCGCUGCUGCCCACCGCCGACGUGCUGGCGGCGCGGACCGAGUGGGGGCCGCUGUACGACGCCAAGACGUUGGCCAGCAACAAGGUGCCCACGGCCGCUCUAGCCUACGUGGAGGACCUGUAUGUGGACUUCGGGCUGAGUCAGGAGACGGCGUCCUCCAUUCGGGGCAUCAAGCUGUGGACCACCAACGAGUACCGCCACAGCGGCAUCCGCGACGACGGCAGCCGCAUCUUUGAGCGCCUGCUGGGCAUGGCGCGCAACGUCAUCUUCGACUGAGCAGCCGAUCGGAGCAGUGCCAGCAGCAGGCGAAAAUCGCGUGGAGGGAUGCUGUGCAAGCGAGAAAGGUGUGGAGGGAGGGGCCUAGGAGUUUGAGGAGCCGUGCAGAGCAGCUGCAGCGGCUGGUGUUCAAGUGAAACCGUAGCAGAGGAUGUUGGCGGCGGUAAGACGAGUUCGUGCGGCGCGGGCAUGAGCAAGUAAGGCGCCAGGUGAUGAUAUGUAGUACAUACCAUUGAUUCAUGUAGUAGUGCUGAUGGUGGGAUAAGCUUGGGAGGUGCAUCUGGUCUCCCUCUAAAUUGUAGAAACCCAAUAGACGCACAGGGCAUAAGUACUAGAAUCUCGAGCUACACACACUUGUUGUCCCACGGCAUACCCGCCGGUACGUGUAGGACAUAGUAGAGCUGGCGGAAUCAGAAUGUAGUGUUCGGUAGGUGGGGUGGGUGUGGGCACCGAAGUACCGAAGAAUGUUGGGUGGGUAAAGGCGUCCGUUAUCAUGGACGACGUCUGCUCCUUACUGAAGGCCAGAUCCACCCACAUCCGCCGCCAUCCACCGGGUGAGCAAAGACCCACGAAUGAAGUGUAUGAGCGGGGCACAUGCCUUGUGU